This is a messenger RNA of Menidia menidia (Atlantic silverside), 4381 nucleotides long. NCBI's taxonomy places the organism in Eukaryota, Metazoa, Chordata, Actinopteri, Atheriniformes, Atherinopsidae. The record is from the annotation of a GenBank genome assembly.
GUGUGUGCAUGUGUGUGUGUGUGUGUCUGUGUGUGUGCGUGUGUGAGAUUCAGGAGGAGCUGCAACCAAAGCAGCCUCACUGUGGAAUCUUUCAGCACAGCUCACUGCUGUCCUCCCUUCCUCGGCCGCUGGCCCCCUUUUACAGUUUCCUCCCCUCCGCCGCCUUGCUCUUUUUGUCCACGGCUCGCCCUGCGGAUUUCUUUCCUCUCCGGCAAACUGCAGAACGGUGCUGUCGUGACUCGCCGGGCUGCCACUGCAAAGAGGAUCAGGAGGCAGAAGAGAGAGGGGAAAGAAGCCGACACGCACCAAAUCGAUCCCUCUGAACACAGAAGGGGACGGAGCGCGAGGGCAGAGCCAAGGCAGCGCCAGCACUUGCCGGUAUGAUUUUAAAAGGAGGCGUUCUUUGACUUGUAUGGGAGUCCUCCCAAGGAUUUUAAAUCACUUCUGUCCGCGGAUAGAGAGGACAGCCAGCUGUAAGAACCUCUCGCGUCAAGGACUGUUCGCCUCUUCGUCGAUUCGAGCAACAUUUGGAGAUUCAGAGGACUACGUCUGAAGGAGCAGUUCAAUGUUUACCAAAUAGUCUCAUUUCUGAAUGAUAAUGCUGGAUACCAACCACUGCCUGUCAUUUCAACCCUCCCCCCUGGACUCUCCUCCAAUGGAAGAUGACACAGACAAGGAAGACUUGAAGAUGGAUCACGACAGUUCUACACUGGUCUACCACAGCCUGAAAGAAGUCCUCCAGCUCAAGCUUCAGCAGAGACGUACGAGAGAGGAGCUGGUCAGCCAAGGGAUCAUGCCACCCCUGAAGAGCCCUGCAGCUUUUCAUGAACAGCGGAGGAGUCUGGAACGAGCCAGGACUGAAGACUACCUGAAGAGGAAGAUUCGGAGUCGCCCAGAACGCUCCGAGCUGGUCAGGAUGCAUAUCCUGGAGGAGACGUCGGCGGAGCCGUCUCUUCAGGCCAAGCAGCUCCAGCUGAAGCGAGCGCGCCUGGCCGACGACCUCAACGACAAGAUCUCUCACAGGCCCGGCCCCAUCGAACUGGUCCACAAGAACAUCCUGUCUGUCAGCUGCCCUCUGCAGCACUCCCUGCUGGAUUCCCCAAAGGGAGGCGGGGGGGAGAGCUCGUCUUUAGACGAAGACAGCAGCGAUGCGCUGUCCCCAGACCAGCUGACCAAUCACGACUCCCCCCUGAGCGCCGUCACCCAGUUGUCCCCCUCCGACGUGCUCACGCAGAACGGGGACAUCUCCCCCACACAGUUUCUCACGCAGCCACCCCCUCCACCACCUCCACCACCUCCCCCCUCAGGGAUUGUGUUGGAUUCCUCCCCUACCCCUAAAAUAACUAAUGGAACGCCAUUGACCUCCGCAUCUUCCCGCCCGUCUUCUGGACAAGUCAAAUCUCAGGCUAAGACGAGUUCAGACCGCCCCCCACAGAGACCCAAGAAACCAAAGGACAGCAAACCCAAGGUGAAGAAGCUCAAGUACCAUCAGUACAUCCCUCCGGACCAGAAGGCAGACAAGGAGCGCCCGCCCCAGAUGGACUCCUCCUAUGCCAAGCUGCUCCAUCAGCAGCAGCUCUUCCUGCAGCUGCAGAUUCUCAGCCAGCAGCAGCAGCACUACAACUACCACACCAUCCUGCCCGCCCCGCCCAAGCCGCAGACCGAGCAGACGCCCACAGCCAGCUCCGGCCCCUCCCCCUCCCGCAGCGCUCACCCGACAACCGCCGCCGCCCCCUCCAGUCAGACCUGCACGGCCCGUCAGAGCCAGGCGACAGCGGGCGGAGCCAGACCAACCACUCUGCCAGCCAAUCUGGAUGAGUUCAAAGUUGCUGAGCUGAAACAAGAACUGAAAUUGCGUGGUUUGACCGUGUCGGGCACAAAGAAUGACCUUAUCGAACGGCUGCGCAACUACCAGGAGCACAACGGCGGCACCGCCGGCGUCCUGAAAAGCAGCGCCUCGCAGUCCAGCCUGCAGGCCGCGACCCCGGCUGCCAGCACUGCUCCGUCCCCCCCCAACGCCGCCGCCGCCACCCCUGACCACCCACCAGUAGAGGGCGGCUUCAGGCUGGCCUUGUCGUCCCUGGCCCACGCAGUCCCUGGGCGGGUCAUGCGCUUCGGCAGCACCAGCUCCAGUCCCCCGGUGUCGCCCACGCCUUCGGAGCGGUCGCUGGCCGGGAUGAGUCCAGAUGAAACCAGCUGUAACGGAGAUAUGUUCGGGGAGAUGGUGAGUUCCCCCCUCACCCAGCUCACGCUUCACCACUCCCCUCAGCAUCCAUCAAACGUCUCUCCGCUCUCUGUCGUCAAAGAGGAGGUUCAGAGCUCAUGCAGCUUCUCCAGAUCUUCGCCCGCCUCUCUCCAGCCUCCAGAGCCCCCGCCCGCAGACUCAUUGUCUUUGGACAAAGACCAGAUGCUCCAGGAGAAGGACAAGCAAAUCGAGGAGCUAACCAGGAUGUUGAAGCAAAAGCAGAGGCUGGUGGAGACCCUGAGGUCCCAGCUGGAGCAGGGCAAGAUGGCAGGCGGCGUCGCGGUGAAGAAGGAAGGAAUAGAGAAGAGCAGAACAUCCCCCGAGUUUAAAUUUCAAACUCUCAUAAAGGCCUCAUCCAUUCAGCCUCCCACGCUCCCGAAUGGCAUCGUGCUGACUGUGAAGAAGGAGGCGGAGCCCGAGGAGGGCAUGGAAGGCAUAGCGGAAGAGGCCCAGACAAAAAGGCCGGCCCAGCCGAUGCAGUGCUCCCAGGAGACUCUGCAGAGACUGCAGCAGAUCCACCGGCUGCAGGUCCAGCAAGCUGAGACGCAGAAGCAGCAGCCGCAGCCCAAACAACAGCAACAGCAGCAGCAGCAGAGUCCGGCCCAGCAGCAGAAAGCGGCCGAGGUCAAACUGAGCUCCCAGAAACAGCAGCUGCAGCAAAAGAAGGAGGCUCAAAUCCUGCUCCAUCAGCAGCAGCAGCUGCAGCAGCUCAUCAUCCAGCAGACCCAGCAGAAGCAGCUGCAGGCCCAGCAGAAACUGGCCCAGCAGAACCAGCUCAAGCAAAGCCACGGGCCGGCCCACGCCGCGCAGAAGAGCCAGCUCCUGCUCAAACGAGUCCAGGUGCAGAUCCAGAACCAGACGGCCAUGAGCCACAAGCCCGGAGCCAACACAGCCCAGCAGAGGAAGCAGCUGAGAGCUCAGCAGAGGCAGCUGCUCAAACAGCAGGCAGCAGCCGCCUCCUCCCAGCAGGUGACCCCUGUCAUCGUCAACCAACAGAACAGCACCCCUCUCCAAACCCAAGCCAUUUCACUAGACCUCCUCAAGGCCAACGGCACCCCCACGCUGGUUACCGACAGCAACGGCAAUCACUACCUGAUCGCUCUCACCAGCCACACCGCAGACGGACAGAACGGAGGGUCCCCGUUGGCCAAAACCAAUGGCCGCAUUACGCUGCAGAGACUGCAGUCAACCCCAAGUAAAUUGCCCAGCACUGAGAGCCAAUCAAAAGAGCAGCCAGAGGCCGAGCCCGUGAGCCAACCGGACAAAAAGGGACAGAAGCCAGGUCUGCACCUGGACACCAAUGGCGUUACGCUGCCCAGCCUGGCCCACACCGCCCCGCCCAGUCUGCAGCCUUUCUUCGACGACAUGUCAGACACUGAAAGCCAAAGCAACUUGAUGACACCUCUGAAGAGAGAGGAGGUGUGUCCGCCUUACGACCGGCACACACUCUUCACCCCUCCCUCUCCCAAACCCAACACCUCCCUUUCUUCUCGGCGCUCCAAAGAGAAUGGUGUCAACAGCCAGCAGAUGGACGACCUGUUUGAUAUCCUGCUGAAGAGUGGAGAAAUCCCGGGAUUUAAGGCCAACCCGGACCCUUCCCUCGCCCCUCUGCACUCUGACCCCCCAUCCCCGUCUGGCGGCACGUCCCCGCUCCACCUGUCCCCCCCCACCCCCACGGAGCCGCUCAUGUCCCCCCGCCUGCCUGUGGGGGAGCCCUGCCCGGCCGGCGGGCGCCUGGAGGACUUCCUGGAGAGCACCACGGGCGCCCCGCUGCUGGGCAUGGAGCCCGACGGCGGCCUGACGCUCAUCGACGACCUGCACAACCAGAUGCUGAGCACGCCCAGCAUCCUGGAGCACCCCCCCUCCCCGAUGGACACGUCCGACCUGGGCUUCUCCCCCCACUCCGUGGGGCUGGACUUCGGCGACCCCACCCUGGACAGCAUGGACUGGCUGGACAUCUCCAUGGUGGGGAGCGCCAACGGAGGGAGCGAGGGCAGCGGCCGGGGGGCGGGGGGCGGGCCGGCGGGCGACCGGGAGGCCGGGACGGGCUCGGCCCCGACGGCGCCGCAGAGCGUGUUCUCGGCCGACUUCCUGGACAGCACUGACCUGCAGCUGCACUGGGAGUCGUGCCUGUAG